Messenger RNA from Fusarium keratoplasticum, 1518 nucleotides. RefSeq lists its product as uncharacterized. The record is from RefSeq and is a predicted model, not a curated record. The transcript has a single exon. Lineage: Eukaryota; Fungi; Ascomycota; Sordariomycetes; Hypocreales; Nectriaceae. Bases 1 to 1518 code for a protein of 505 amino acids.
AUGUACUGGUUACGUCGCUUCACCAUCUUGCUGGCGUUCCUGCUCCUGAUAUCGUUCGGCGCAUGGCUGGCCCCUCGUGUACUUGAUCCAACCGACAAGGGCCCUGAGAAGCGUUUAAGAGACCGUCGCUGGGUCGACAGCAGUCCCUACUUUUGGGAUCGACAGGCCUGCCGCUGGAUUGGUGUCUGUGGCCUGCACCACCUCCGAAGCGAUCCUGCCGCGCGCAAAAACCACGACGAGGACGAGCCCGAAUGGGGUGAGCUGAAGCGUCGGUCUCUGUCUUGGGAGCCCGAGAACAUUCCUCGUCAAGACCCCAAGAGGAACCUCCACCACCGCCGAAGGAUCCUUCGCGACAUUCCUGACUAUGUUAUGAAGCAUGCACCUUUGGUUCACCUUUACUCUGGAGAAGAGUUCUGGCCCUCGGACAUCCGCGAGCAUGUCGAGCACAUGACUGUCCAGGUCGACGACAAACCCCUCAACUCGACCGAGAAGUGGACUCUCCAUAACCUGCACAAGUUGAACAAGGUUACUGGCAGGGUUAUUCUUCAGAGCAACGACGACGUCGAAGACCGCCCGAACUGGCUACACAGCCAUCACAACAUCCCCAAGCCAUUCCCUGAUGAGGAAGAGGGCAACCACGAUGACAACAACACGCCUCCGGGCAACCCCGAGCAAAACCCUGAGCUCCGAGAACCCACAACUUGGUACGAUAUCGACAAGUCUCACCCUCUUCACCGCAUUAAUGACCCCCGGAACCGCAAGUUUCAGAAGGACCGCCGUUCUGAGCAAGAGCCUAUCCGAACCAAUGGACACAAGCCCGACAAGAAUGGUUACUCGAAUGCGCCAGCCGUGCUCAUCGUUGUUGACAAGGGUUCUGGUAUCGUCGAUGCCUUUUGGUUCUUCUUCUACUCUUACAACCUGGGACAAACGGUUCUAAACAUUCGCUUUGGCAACCAUGUGGGCGACUGGGAGCACUGCAUGGUCCGGUUCGAGCAUGGCACACCCCGGGGAGUCUUCUUCUCGGAACACGAGGGUGGACAGGCGUACGCCUUUGAGGCUGUCGAGAAGCGUGGCGACCGACCCGUCAUUUACUCGGCAGUUGGUUCGCAUGCCAUGUACGCACUCCCCGGGAUUCACGCCUACAUCCUGCCUUUCAAGCUCCUGAAGGAUGUGACGGACAAGGGACCUCUCUGGGAUCCCGCUCUCAACAACUACGCCUACCAUUACGACUAUACGAGGGAGGUUGACGAGGAUGACGACGACCCGCGAGAGCCUCAGAGCCUCAUUCCCGCCGCGUCGAACCCGCACGCACCCACCUCUUGGUUCCAUUUCGGCGGCCGCUGGGGUGAUGAGGUUUACUCGCUGGCAGACCCCCGUCAGUGGCGCUUCUUUGGCCAAUAUCACUACGUCACAGGACCCGAUGGUCCUAGGUUCAAGGGAUUGGAUCGCGCAAAGAUGUGCCAGACGCGCAAGUGCAAGAUUCUCUACAAACUGGAUCCCAAGGGGACUUGGUAUUAG